AUAACUGCAACCCGUCCACGACUAAUGGCCAUCUAUGUCAGCUCACUCGGUCCGUCGGCCAAAUCUAAUUCGACGAGCGGUACGUUAAUUUUUGCAAAAGUUCGAAAGUUUUGUUUACUAACCCUACAAUCACCAUCCGAUCUUUUCUCGUGUUUUGGCCUCACUCGCACAGUGUCGCAAAUCACUUCCCGAUAGGUCACUCAUCAAAUUCUAAAGUUUUUAACGGAUGUGUGACAAAAAAGGUAAGUCAACUUUGGUGGUAUAGGUAACCAAAUUAAUUCUCUUAAGUCUUUUUAUGUAUUACAACUCGGGACGUUACAAUAAAGAAACUGGUCAAGAAACGUUUCAAAUUUGCAACAACAUCUAAUGAAAAAUAAGUAGACAGAUAUAAUCAAUACAUACAUAUAUAAUUAUAUAUCAAAUAAUUUAUAUAUCUAGUUAUAUAAACAUACACAUAUAUAUAGAUGCGCAUUUACAUGUAUAAAAAUAUCCCAACCUUUUGGACUUGAUUACUUAGCUAAUAAACAAUCUCAAAGAAUACUUGCAUGAAACGCAUCAGGAAAGGAAUAACACUAACUUUCCCAAACUCCAAAACAAGCUCCUUAAUUAUUUGACGCACAGAGUAAUUUGUUUUGCGGUUUUACAGUACUUGAAACGAUUAGUAUAAUGUGAGAUAUAGACUGUCCAUGCAUGCAUGUUAUUCUCUAUACCUCUCUUAAAAAGGCAAUCUCAUCUCAGUAAUUCUCCGUAACCCAACAACACCCGGACCAACGAAUAAGGAUAUUUUGAUCGUUAAAGCUUUUCCAGUAUUAUGCAUCUUCGUUUCAACUUGUCACCGAGGAUCUUGUUACUAUUUCUAACACUUUUAUCAGGGACAAAAUGGUCGGAGUCAGCUCGAGUAUUCACAAUCGUAAACUCAUGUGACCAAACAAUCUGGCCAGCGAUAACACCCGGAGAAAACUUCAACGGCGGAGGAUUCGAGCUCAAACCGGGCCAAUCCAUAGUCUUCAACACGCCAGUAGGCUGGUCAGGUCGAAUAUGGGGACGAACCGGCUGCAAUUUCGACAAAACCGGAACCGGAACAUGCGAAACCGGUUCAUGCGGCUCGACCCUAAAAUGCUCAGCCUCCGGAAAACCACCAGCUUCACUCGCUGAGUUCACGUUAGCCGCAUUGGAUUUCUACGACGUGAGUCUCGUCGACGGAUUUAAUCUUCCGAUGUCGGUGACUCCGAUGAACGGAAAGGGAAACUGUAGUGUCGCCGGCUGUGUGGCUGACCUGAGAUCAAAGUGUCCGCCGGAGCUUGCCGUGAAAUCUAAGGGGAAAGUGGUUUCGUGUAGGAGUGCUUGUGAUGUGUUCGAUAGAGAUGAGUAUUGUUGUAGAGGAGUUUAUGGGAAUCCUGUUACGUGUCGACCAACAAAUUACUCGAAAAUGUUCAAGGAAGCUUGUCCUACUGCUUAUAGCUAUGCUUAUGAUGAUCCGACCAGUAUCUUCACUUGUUCCGGCACUGAUUACGUCAUCUCUUUCUGUUCCUCCAAGAAGAAGCCGGUGUGUACGUACCAUGAUAACAAGUUGGCAUGCAGCGAUGGUUCUGGUUCAGGUGGAUUCAGGACGAUGACUGGGAGAUUGUGGCUUAUAUUGAUGUUGUCUCUUUUUGCUUUUAUCUACUCUUAGUUCUUUUUUUUCGAGGAAAAAUCCUCAGGUCACUAAGCCACGUUAAAUUCAAAGAUAAAAUGUCCCUAUCGAAAAUCAUCUUUCAGUAUUAUGAGUCAUAUUGUAUGAU
Molecule: messenger RNA, 1781 nt
Organism: Brassica napus (rape)
Lineage: Eukaryota; Viridiplantae; Streptophyta; Magnoliopsida; Brassicales; Brassicaceae
Product: pathogenesis-related thaumatin-like protein 3.5
Exons: 3
Coding region: 812-1672 (286 amino acids)
Biological process (GO): defense response
Cellular component (GO): extracellular region
Source: RefSeq, a predicted model, not a curated record